AUGGAAAAGUGUAAGUCUGUGUUGUGCCCUAGAAUCCAAGCUAGGCUUGAGAAAGAAAAAGAAAAGGAUGCAAAUUGUGAUGUUAUGCCCUUAUCUGACACUCACUUCAAUGUCAGAUACUUCUUAGACCAACUGACUGUUGAUUUGAAUGCUAGAGUUUGUAGUUGUAGGAAAUGGAACAUGCUAGGUGUACCAUGUUGCCGUGCCAUAGCAUGUAUAUUUUUUGUGAACAAAGAAGUAGAGGCUUUUGUAGAUGAUUGCCAUAAACUAAACACCUUUUUUAAGGCAUAUGCUGGUUCAAUCUUACCUUGUGAGGGAGAUAGAUAUUGUCCUAGGGUGCCCUGUAACUUAGACCCACCCCCAAUCAAGAUUGGUCUUGGGAAACCUAGAAAGAACAGGAUCAAGCAUCCUAAAGAGAACCCUAAGAAGCCAGGAUGUCUUCUUAGGAGUGGCAUUGAAAUGACAUGCAACAUUUGUAGAACAAAGGGGCAUAACAAAAGGUCUUGCCCAAACAAGGGAUCUUAUGUGCCAAUAGAGCCAGCUCUAAAAAGACCAAGAGGUAGGCCGAGAAAUGAUGUUGCUGCCUCCCAACCUAUUCAUGAUUCCUAG
Messenger RNA from Chenopodium quinoa (quinoa), 609 nucleotides. RefSeq lists its product as uncharacterized. The record is from RefSeq and is a predicted model, not a curated record. The coding region runs from base 1 to 609 and encodes 202 amino acids. NCBI's taxonomy places the organism in Eukaryota, Viridiplantae, Streptophyta, Magnoliopsida, Caryophyllales, Amaranthaceae. The transcript has a single exon.